Morchella sextelata is the source of this 1428-nucleotide messenger RNA. RefSeq lists its product as uncharacterized. Lineage: Eukaryota; Fungi; Ascomycota; Pezizomycetes; Pezizales; Morchellaceae. Gene Ontology annotation, biological process: post-translational protein targeting to membrane, translocation; SRP-dependent cotranslational protein targeting to membrane, translocation. The transcript is spliced from 6 exons. The record is from RefSeq and is a predicted model, not a curated record. Gene Ontology annotation, molecular function: transmembrane protein transporter activity; signal sequence receptor activity; ribosome binding. Bases 1 to 1428 code for a protein of 475 amino acids. Gene Ontology annotation, cellular component: Sec61 translocon complex; membrane.
AUGAGCGGCUUGCGAUUCCUCGACUUGAUUAAGCCGUUCGUGCCCAUCCUCCCAGAGGUGGCGGCGCCCGAACGCAAAACUCCAUUCAGACAAAGGCUAAUGUGGACUGGGUUGACACUACUUAUUUUCUUGGUUAUGUCCCAAAUGCCAUUGUAUGGAAUUGUAUCUUCAGAUACCUCGGAUCCCCUCUAUUGGCUCCGUAUGAUGUUGGCAAGUAACAGAGGAACAUUGAUGGAGCUGGGAAUAUCUCCAAUUAUCUCGUCUGGAAUGGUUUUCCAGCUUCUCGCCGGUACUCACUUGAUUGAUGUCAACCUCGACCUUAAGUCUGAUCGCGAGCUCUACCAGACCGCCCAGAAGUUGUUUGCCAUUAUUCUUUCUCUCGGACAAGCUACCGUCUACGUUUUGACUGGUCUCUACGGACAGCCCAGUGAUCUUGGUGCUGGUGUUUGCCUUCUUCUUAUUCUCCAGCUCGUUGUUGCAGGUGUCAUUGUCAUUCUUCUCGAUGAGCUCCUCCAGAAGGGUUACGGUCUUGGAUCCGGUAUCUCUCUUUUCAUUGCCACCAACAUUUGCGAGAGCAUCAUCUGGAAGGCUUUCUCUCCCACCACCAUCAACACUGGACGUGGACCUGAAUUCGAGGGAGCCGUCAUUGCUUUGUUCCAUCUCCUCCUUACCUGGGGCGACAAGAACCGCGCUCUCCGUGAGGCUUUCUACCGCCAGAAUCUCCCCAACAUCAUGAACCUUUUGGCUACCCUCGUUGUCUUCGCCUCGGUCAUCUACCUCCAGGGAUUCCGUGUCGAGAUCCCCGUCAAGUCUAGCCGUUACCGUGGAACUCGUGGAACCUACCCGGUCCGUCUUUUCUACACCAGCAACAUGCCUAUCAUGCUACAGUCUGCUUUGAGCUCCAACGUUUUCCUCGUCUCACAGAUGUUGUACAACCGUCUCCCAGAUAACCUUCUCGUUCGUUUCCUCGGUGUCUGGGAGCCCAAGGAAGGAUCUGCUCAGCUCUACGCUGUGUCUGGUAUCUCUUACUACAUGUCUCCUCCCCUCAACUUCACCGACGCUCUUAUCGACCCACUUCACACCGCUAUCUACAUCUUGUUCAUGCUCACCGCCUGCGCCAUGUUCUCCAAGACCUGGAUUGAGGUUUCUGGCUCUAGUCCCCGUGAUGUUGCCAAGCAAUUGAAGGAACAGGGUUUGGUAAUGGCCGGACAUCGUGAGCAGAGCAUGUACAAGGAGCUCAAGCGUGUUAUCCCUGUUGCCGCUGCUUUCGGUGGUGCUUGCAUUGGUGCUCUCUCCGUCGCUUCCGACCUUCUCGGUGCUCUUGGUUCCGGAACUGGUAUCUUGUUGGCUGUUACAAUCAUCUAUGGAUAUUUCGAGAUCGCUGCUAAAGAGGGUGACAUGGCUGGCCUCGGCCAGUUCGUCUCAUAA